CUAAAUUAUACAAUGGAUAAAAUGGGUUUUUAUGCAAAGUGGAUGACUUGGAUUUCUGAAUGUCUACGAACCGCAACUAUUUCAGUGUUGGUUAACGAAAGCCCCACACAAGAAUUUUCGAUGGGAAGAGGUUUGAGGAAAGGGGAUCCCUUGUCCCCAUACCUCUUUUUGAUUGCGGAAGAAGGAUUUAAUUUGAUGAUGUUCAAAAAUGUUCAUUCGAAUCUCCUUGACGGAUACAGGUUCGAAAAUGGUGAAGUGAGUGUCUCGCACAUUCAAUAUGCAGAUGAUACCAUUGUCAUGGGCGAGAGGAGUUGGAAGAAUAUCUGGGUGAUCAAAGAAAUUCUUCAAUUGUUCGAAUUGGAUGGAUAG
Messenger RNA from Vicia faba (fava bean), 369 nucleotides. Lineage: Eukaryota; Viridiplantae; Streptophyta; Magnoliopsida; Fabales; Fabaceae. The record is from the annotation of a GenBank genome assembly.